AUGUUCCACAUUGCUACCGUCAUCGUCGCCGUCCUGGCCUCCACCGCCGUCGCCGCCACCAGCAACGACAAGCGCAUCGUGGCCCGCAACGCCGACGACAGCAUCGCCGUGAGCCGCUCCGGCGACGUCUACGUCUGCAGCCGCAACGCGGGCCCCUGUGGGGGCACCGACGUCGUGUGCCCGCCGCCCUCGAAGCGUGACUGCGCCGCGGUCCUGGGCGCGCGCGACGAUGCCAGGAUGAUUGCCGUCGCGGCGCGCUGCGACGGGGGAAACUGCAAGCACCCUUCGUCUUAG
This is a messenger RNA of Akanthomyces muscarius, 294 nucleotides long. RefSeq lists its product as uncharacterized. NCBI's taxonomy places the organism in Eukaryota, Fungi, Ascomycota, Sordariomycetes, Hypocreales, Cordycipitaceae. The record is from RefSeq and is a predicted model, not a curated record. The coding region runs from base 1 to 294 and encodes 97 amino acids. The transcript has a single exon.